This is a messenger RNA of Nothobranchius furzeri (turquoise killifish), 2369 nucleotides long. It is a transcript of the gene prcp, whose product is annotated as prolylcarboxypeptidase (angiotensinase C). Gene Ontology annotation, molecular function: serine-type exopeptidase activity; dipeptidyl-peptidase activity. Gene Ontology annotation, biological process: regulation of blood vessel endothelial cell migration; negative regulation of systemic arterial blood pressure; proteolysis. NCBI's taxonomy places the organism in Eukaryota, Metazoa, Chordata, Actinopteri, Cyprinodontiformes, Nothobranchiidae. The record is from RefSeq and is a predicted model, not a curated record.
AGCUUCUGUUAGCGCCUCGCUCCAUUAGAUUCUCUUCAGUUAUUUCCUCGAAAUUUCCUUGAAUGUGGCGCUGAGAUAUCUCUACCAGGGAUCAAACUGUCUCUGAAGUUUCAUUGGGAUUUCAGAAGUUAAAUAUUUCCGAAUACGUGCCUAUUUUAACAUGAUUUUAAGACGUGUUUUCGAAGACGAACUUGCUUGCAGCCCACGUUAAACUCCAUCUCCCUUAAUCCUUGCGGGACAUUUACUGUACCAACCAUCUGCUUUGUGUGUACCGGUGUGUACACCAUCGACAUGUACACACUACCCUACUGCCUUAGCUCGGUAUCAGAUUUGUUAAAUGGGAGGACUCUGAGCGCUAAUGCCUGCUGAUUGGAGGACCUGCUGCAGCUCCAAGUCACAAGUUGAAUGGCAACUCCUCUCCUGACCUGCUGACAGGAGGAUUCUCACUUCCUUUCUUCUACGGGACUAGUAUUCUCAGUAAACACAUCAGAGAUCAUGCGCUCGAGUUAAUCAUAAGCCGCGGACUUACUGUGAUUUAUCUGUAAAGAUGUCUGGGAUCAGGACGCAGGGUUUGACCAUGGCUGCAGCUAGCAGCAUCCUAGUGUUGCUUUUUCCUUGUUUACAUGCGACUUCUCUAAAAUCGCAACUUUUCACCAGACUGGGAGCACUGCGUUAUUCCUCAGAGCCACCCAUCAGCUAUAAGACCUUCUACUUUGAGCAGAAGAUUGACCAUUUUGGAUUCCUCGAGGAUGCCACUUUCAAACAGAGAUACCUGGUGGCCGACGAAUACUGGCAGCAGCCUGGCGGACCCAUUUUGUUCUACACCGGAAACGAGGGUGACAUCGCCUGGUUCUGCAACAACACUGGCUUCAUGUGGGAGGUUGCAGGACAAUUGGGCGCCAUGCUGGUUUUUGCUGAACAUCGUUACUAUGGAGAGUCUUUGCCAUUUGGACAAGACUCUUACAGUGACAGCAAACACUUGAAUUACCUGACCUCAGAGCAGGCUCUUGCAGAUUUCGCAGUACUGAUCCAAAACCUUAAAAACACAAUACCCAAAGCUCAGGACAGUCCAGUCAUCGCCAUCGGAGGUUCCUAUGGAGGGAUGCUUUCUGCCUGGUUUAGAAUGAAAUACCCCAGUGUAGUUAUUGGAGCGUUAGCAGCUUCUGCGCCAAUAUGGCAGUUUCCUGGAAUGGUGCCAUGUGGAGAUUUCUACAAAAUAGUAACUCAAGACUUUGCUAAAAGUGGCUAUAACUGUGAUGCAAGCAUCCGAAGAUCGUGGGAAGCUAUAAAUAACGUCUCCUCUACUGCGUCUGGUCUCCAGUGGCUGUCAGAAGAGUUCAGUUUAUGCAACCCUCUUAAAAACAAGAAUGAUGCUCUCAGCUUCAAGGGCUGGCUCCAGGAGACCUGGGUGAACCUGGCCAUGGUGGACUACCCUUAUGAAGCCAGUUUCCUGCAGCCGCUGCCCCGCUGGCCCAUCCAGGUUGUGUGCAAACAUCUCGCGUUUGACUCCUCUGUGUCCGACCACCAACUGCUGCACGGAGUCUCCCAAGCAGCAAAGGUCUACUAUAACUACACCGGAAGCUCGGCUUGCCUCAACACCUCUCAGACAGCCACCAGCAGCCUUGGUGCUCUCGGCUGGCUCUACCAGGCCUGCACAGAAAUGGUGAUGCCCAUGUGCACGGACGGUGUGCAGGACAUGUUUGAACCUGAGGAUUGGAACUUCCAAACGUACUCUGAUGAGUGCAACGCCAUGUUUGGUGUCAGGCCACGAGCUGACUGGGCUGGUACAGUCUAUGGGGGAAAGACAAUCGCCUCUCAUAGCAACAUCAUCUUCAGUAAUGGAGGACUUGAUCCGUGGUCGUCUGGCGGAGUGACCGGGAACAUCACACAUUCCCUGGUUUCCAUUGUGAUUCCUGAUGGAGCCCAUCACCUGGACCUCCGUUACAGCACUGACCUGGAUCCCCCCUCAGUCCGCGCUGCACGGGCGUUAGAGCUGAAGUAUUUCCAGAAGUGGAUCAAACAAGCUCAAAAGACCAGAAGCAAAGAAAAAUCCCCAUGAACAGGGUUUUCACGGCAUCCUAGGAUUUCCUGACUUUUAUUCUUUUUUGGUGCUUUUUAAAUAAUUAUGUCACAAAACCAAAGUUCAUCCACUUUUUGAAUCAGUUUGUGUCUUUUUCAGGUACAUUUUUCUACACCAAAAUCUCAUUUUUAAAGAACUGGAGAUGCUAUUGAUCAAUUUUUCUUCUAAUCACACGGACAACAAUGCUGUGAAUAAUUAUAUUUUCAUUAGGAAAAAAAUUUGAUACUUUUAAGUUGAUUUUUUAUUAUCAAACUUGCCAAAAUUAAGUAAAGCUUUUCUGAAAUUUGAA